Molecule: messenger RNA, 1158 nt
Organism: Malassezia pachydermatis
Lineage: Eukaryota; Fungi; Basidiomycota; Malasseziomycetes; Malasseziales; Malasseziaceae
Exons: 1
Coding region: 1-1158 (385 amino acids)
Source: RefSeq, a predicted model, not a curated record
AUGGCCGCUGCUUCUACGGCUACGUACCCUGAGUGGGAGGAGAUUCCGCCUGCCACACCGUCUCCUUCCGUGCGUAGGCGACCUAUUAUCCCUAUGCCUGACGUUGUACGCCGUCUUUUUGCGCAGUUUCCGUGGUACACAUGGCCUGCGGCGCACGUUGUAGCGUCAAAGGCCGAGGCAGAGCCGUCGCCCACCAACCCAGUUCUCUACAUCACACCCCCUUUGGACAAUGUCAGCUCAUCAUGGGCUAGCGCUGAUCCUGUUUCUUUGCGGUGGCAAAUGGAGUUUUUGCUCCGCGACGUGCCCUUUGAAUGCAAGUCCGUGCACGAUGCAUAUUGGUCGCCCGAGCACGCUACGCCUUUCCUGCAAAUGCCAGAGGCCAUGCAAAAAGCAGAGAAUGGUCGUAUUGUGAUGCCACCGGUGCUUGGCGCUACAUAUCUCCCACAUUUCAUGGACAACUACUACCCAUUGACGCGCCCUGAGUCGAAGGAAAAACCUGUUUGGCCAGGUACCACAGGUAACGAAGCACUUGUUUGGCAAUCCCUUCUAGAAGGUCGAAUUAUGGCGGGUGUCGUAUUGGCCUCGCUGCGCGCUGGUGCAUAUACACCACCACCCGCAUCUGUGCCAUUACUACGUCGCUGGUUCGGUGCCUAUUUACCUGGGGAGCGUACGCCUGAACAGGCUGCUUAUGCGAAGUUGGCACGCCUAAGUACCGCUGGUGCCUCGCCUUCGAGUUUGGCGGCGGUCUAUGGUAGCGAUUAUGUCGCGGAUAUGCGAAACCCACUCACGCUUGUCCCAGGCUACUCUGUUGACUGGGUGGGCUUUGUUAGUGGUACAUCGACGCAUCAAACGACUGACAUGGCUGAUGUGGAUGCUCUGCCGCCUUCGCUACGUCUUGACCAGGCGGCCAUUCUAAGGGAUGCUGCUGAGGCCCUCGAGUCUGUGGCGCAACGCCUAGCGAGCGAUGUGGACGCCUCCACUGGCGAAGGAUGGAUGCUGGGCGCGGCACAGGCCACCUCGUUGGAUGCCCUUCUAUUUGCUAUAUUACACACCCUCGCGUGUCUUCCUAGUACAGUGACGGGACCCUUGACCCCUGUCCUGCAGCGUCAUGCGGUUUUGGACGCAUAUAGGCGACGCCUCCACACGUAUCUGCCAUAG